UGGAACGUAAAGAUGAAUUUGUUUGGAACAAAUCCUCUGAUGACCUUUUUAAUAGGUUUCAUCUUUGUAAAACUAACAUCUUUAACUCGGGUGAAAACGGUGAACAGUGGAACUACUGUCUCUCUUCUGUGUGCAAACAUCUUGAAAGAACCCAGUUACAUCGCCUGGUUCAAGCAGAUAAAUGGAGCUCUACCACUUUGCAUUGCUACUCAAUAUGUUAGCGAAAAACAAGGAGACUCCAUAUAUUUAAAUGGCUUUAAGAAGGAUCAUGUGGAGAUGUCGGUGAACAAAACGUUUUCUUCCCUAAAGAUUGUCAAUGUUGACUUCACUGACUCUGGAAUGUUUUACUGUGGAAGUUUUUUGGUAAACUACAUGAUGUUUCACAACAAAACACAGUUAAUGGUAGUAAAUGAGACUAAUCAGUUUAAAGAGGAUAUUGCACAUGCCGAUUGUGGGGCGACUGAAGAAACUUCAAGAUCCUGCCACGUCUAUUAUACACUCACACUGAUCUUGAGCGGCUUGGUUUUGCUUUCCACUGUUUUUGCGAUUGUAGUCUUAAUCAGGAUGAAGGAAAGAAACAAGCAGAAACAAGAUACACAGCGCCGUGGUAAUAAUGAAGAGAUGAACAAACAGUUGCAGAAAAGGGAGCAAGAUGAAGACUUGAACUAUGCAGCUCUAAGUUUAGACAAGAAAAAGAGCAGAAGACCAGUAAGAAAAAUAAGGGAGGUGGAAACAAACGUUAUUUAUGCUGCCACACGCUGAUCCACAUUAUCAGACCGUUUGACACAAAACACACUUGAAACUGUGCUUAUGUUAAAUACACAAACUGUGUAGCUAGUUGUGCUGUUGAAUAUUGUUGUGAUUUUAUGCUAUUUUAUGUCUAGCGCUUGAUCCAUAUUUACAGUUGAAAGUGCUUUUUAAAUAAAAAUGUGAGUUGAGUUUAGAGCUGUCACAAGUGGCGUAAAGCAAUGAUGACUCAGGGGCCACACUCUUAGAAAAAAGGGUUAAUUACGGUUCUAUAUAAAGCAUAGGGUUCUUUA
Pimephales promelas (fathead minnow) is the source of this 1040-nucleotide messenger RNA. RefSeq names its product novel immune-type receptor 7a (gene nitr7a). Gene Ontology annotation, biological process: response to bacterium. Lineage: Eukaryota; Metazoa; Chordata; Actinopteri; Cypriniformes; Leuciscidae. The record is from RefSeq and is a predicted model, not a curated record.